Penicillium psychrosexuale is the source of this 294-nucleotide messenger RNA. RefSeq lists its product as uncharacterized. Lineage: Eukaryota; Fungi; Ascomycota; Eurotiomycetes; Eurotiales; Aspergillaceae. The record is from RefSeq and is a predicted model, not a curated record. The coding region runs from base 1 to 294 and encodes 97 amino acids. The transcript has a single exon.
AUGUCAAGGUACAUGACAGGGGCUUCCCAUGUCCGCGUGCAGAGGAGCUUCAUUGCCACAGGAGGUUCAGCUCUCAAGCUGGUGCAGAUGAUCACUCGGCAAGCCUUCAUCACGAGGUCUUCCCAUGUCCGCGCGCAGGAGAACUUCAAUGUGACGAGACAUUUUACUCGAAACGGAGGGCAAAUGGCCAUGCCGCAAAAGUCCACGCUCAAGCCAAAUGGCGCUGUCCGCGCGCAGAGGAGCUUGAUUGUCAUGAAAUGUUCGACUCCAAAAAAGAUGCAGACGCGCAUGUGA